Messenger RNA from Nematocida major, 381 nucleotides. RefSeq lists its product as uncharacterized. The transcript has a single exon. The coding region runs from base 1 to 381 and encodes 126 amino acids. Lineage: Eukaryota; Fungi; Microsporidia. Gene Ontology annotation, molecular function: DNA binding. The record is from RefSeq and is a predicted model, not a curated record.
AUGGCAAAGCGCGCAGGAAAAAGCGAAAGCGAAAGCAUGUUUGCAAACAACUUCAACGACAAAGUGUCUUUUCUCAAAAAAACAAUACACAAGCCUGCCUCCGUGGCAAGGCCGGUAAGCGGAGAUCCCUCCGUGCUGUACAACGAGGAAACGGGGGCGCUCAAGGUGUUUAAGUUCCCGCAGGGCUUUGGAAAAGCCGUAAAGGUCGCAAGAGAAAGGAGGGGCCUGUCUCAGAAAGAGCUUGCCACCAAGCUAAGCAAGCCUGCCUCGACGGUUUCCGACCUGGAAAAGGACAUGUGCAAGUACGACAAGAAUCUGUUCCAAAAGCUGGAAGCUGUUCUUGAGGUGAAGUUCCCAUCCUCAUUUGCGCGCGGAAAAUAG